Messenger RNA from Penicillium roqueforti, 1533 nucleotides. RefSeq names its product M81 family metallopeptidase. The transcript has a single exon. The record is from RefSeq and is a predicted model, not a curated record. The coding region runs from base 1 to 1533 and encodes 510 amino acids. NCBI's taxonomy places the organism in Eukaryota, Fungi, Ascomycota, Eurotiomycetes, Eurotiales, Aspergillaceae.
AUGUCUCAACGACCAGUUAUCGCAAUCGCAGGCCUUGCUUGUGAGACCUCUAGCUUUUCCCCCGCUCGAACACUCGGUGGGGCGUUUCACCCGCGCCGUGGCCCGGAGGUGAUCGAGGAAUACGCAUUUCUGCAUCAUGGCACUCAUCUAGCAGACGCCGCAGAUUGGAAGGGGGCACUCAUAGGCCAUGCCCUUCCAGGUGGAAUCGUGGUUCGAGCUGAUUUCGAACAACUUUCCAGGGAAAUACUGGAGCGGUUGGCUGGAAUUGUCGCUUCAAACCCCAUUGACGGAUUAUGGUACGAUAUUCAUGGCGCAAUGUGUGUUGAGGAUAUAGAAGAUGUGGAAGGAGAGCUUCUUCGGCGGAUUCGGACUGUUAUUGGUCCAGAUGUUUUGGUCUCGGCAUCUAUGGAUUUGCAUGGGAAUGUGUCCCGAGAGCUGGCCCACCAGACUGAUCUGAUCACUUGUUAUCGUAUGGCACCUCAUGAGGAUGAAUUGGAGAGCAAAGAGCGGGCUUGUCGCAAUCUGGUCCAUGUUUUGACUGCGCAAACCGACACUGGGAGAAGGAAUAGACCCCUGAAAGCAUGGGUCCCAAUUCCUAUCUUGCUGCCAGGAGAGCAGACUUCGACUCGCAACGAACCAGCUAAAAGCCUGUAUUCGCUCAUUCCCGAGAUCGAAGCGAUGGAUGAUGUCCUCGAUGCAGCCAUAUGGGUUGGCUAUGCGUGGGCAGAUGAGCCACGAAAUCACGCUGUAGUAAUGGUCACUGGAUGGAAUAAGGUUGCUGUUGCUAGGGGAGCGAAGAGACUUGCGUCUUUGUUCUGGCAAGUCCAUAAAGACUUCCGUUUCGUUGCGCCGACCGGGUCUUUCUCCGAGUGCAUUGACAACGCGCUCGCAUCCUCGAAGAGGCCUUUCUUCAUCUCUGAUUCAGGAGAUAAUCCUACCGCUGGUGGAUCAGGCGACGUGACCUUCGGCUUGGAUCAACUGCUCAAGCGAUCAGAGUUUUCUAAAGAAUCAAGCUCAUCUGUGAUCUAUGCUAGUAUUCCAGGACCCCAAGCAAUUGACGUUAUAACCAAGGCUGGCGUGGGUGCCACGGUGACGGUAACCGCCGGGGCACAGGUGGACAAUCUCCACUCUGGGCCUGUCACCAUGACUGGACGUGUUCAUUCCAUCAGGUAUGGAGAUCGUGAUGCCGAAGUCGAAGCAGUGCUACAGGUUGGAAGUGUGUUUACUAUCCUGACCAAAUUCCGCAAGCCAUAUCACCAUGAGAGUGACUUUAACGGUCUUGACCUUAAUCCUCGAACAUCAGAUAUCGUCAUAGUCAAGAUUGGCUAUCUAGAACCAGAGCUGUUUAAUAUGGCGGCAGACUGGAUGCUUGGUUUGACUCCUGGUGGUGUUGAUCAAGAUCUACAGCGUCUUGGGCAUCGUCGCAUCCCCCGUCCAAUGUGGCCCUUUGACAAAAAGUUCCAUAGGGCCCCAGAUCUCACACCUCAGCUGAUUCCAUUUUCGAACGAGGAUUUGAAAACGCAUAAGGAAUGA